CUUCCUAAUAUAUGAGGAGCUCUGCUUGUAAUGCUCUUAAGGCUCGGACAAACGAAUGCGUGGAGUGAUAAAUCCCCGUGCUCCAAACACUUUGAUAAAGAGGCGCUUUCUUGCAGGCACUUUCUUGCAGCACACUUGUCCAGCCCAGCGUUCAUCCUGUACUGACAGCUGCUUGGCAACAGAUGGAUGGAGAGGGGCAAGUUUUGUUUUCUGGGGACUGUAAAGUUAAUAGGAGGAAAUAUGGUCUUGUGGUUAAAGCACAAGACUGGGAAUCAAGUGAUCAGUGUGCUCUUAAUGGAGUUUCUGGUAGGAGUUUGAGCAAAUCCAGUGAGCCUCAGGAAAAUGAGAAGAACGGAUUUCCCGGAGGCUCAGUGAUAGUUGUUGAAUCUCUUGGUGGAAUCUGUGGGUUUAUGGAUGGUAUUCAGUGAAUGAUGGGAGCGCUCCGCUAUAACAAAACACUUGAGGAAUAACUGUCAGGAUGUGCAUUAUGCUGUAAGUUUUGUGUUGGGAAAUUAGAUUGUCAGCGUGUGAUGGCUUUAGAUGAAAUCUCUUGCUGGUUUUUCUUCCUUUGUUAAUUUCAGGUAAUUUAUCUGCCGCAUGUGGCUUUAAAAUUGUGAGGAAUGAAACUGUGUUGUGCGCUGCAGGUCUCGAUUAUGGGAGUUCUGCAGGGCGUCCUUCCAACACUGUGAGGAAUUAGAGAAUCUGAUUGAAGAGGAAGGAUAGAAUGAUACAGACGUUUCACAGUCACGUGCCCAUGCUUUUCAAAAGCUGUAAUACUUUAUGAAGUUGGCAGCUCUUGGUACUGGAAGUUAAUAGAAGAGGCAAAUAACUUAAUUGAAGAUGUUUCAUAAUUAGUGUGUGUUGUAACUUUUGAGUGCUCUGUCUGUGUAGGGUGUUUCUGAAUUUAAUGUCUUAAUCCCUACUGUUUGAUAGUGGUUUACUCUUACAUCUGAUAUUUAAAUUUUGUUCCCUUGGCCUUGAAAUUGCUGGUAAGUGCUUAAUGGCACUUAUUUUUGAAAAUAAAAUCACAGCAAACCUUGUUCUUGCUGGGGUUCGUGUCCUCAAACCUUUAUUUUCCUUUAAAAUAUGGAGAAAAUACACUUGAGGGAGGAAUGUUCUUGUUUUGCUCUUUUUCUCCAAGAGGGAAUUUCCUAAUGGAAGCCCAGGAAGUGCACAAGAUGGGCAGUUGUGGUAGGGGGGAGAAGUAGAAAAAGAGGAUGAGUGGCUUCCUUUGCAUUUCUCUCUCUCUUGAUCACAAAAGGUCGCAGCAAAAGGGUGUGCAGCGAUUAUGCUGCAUGCAGCUGCACUGGGUGCUUUUUGUUGGAGAUUCAGAGUUUUAACCUGUGAUGAACCUGAAGGAAUUGUAGCUUUGGGCCCUAUGCUUCUUGGUUCUUGUGAGGAAGUCAAAUUCUUCAUCUUGCAGCUUGAGUAUGUAAUCUCUUUAGCAAAGUUUUCGGGAUGGUACAACAUUAUCUGAGCUGGAAGAAAUUCCAUCUCUCAAGAUAGCGUGCUAAUGCACUAUUAAGUGUAGUUUAUAUUUCUGUAGUUUGUCUAAUGGCCUUUGAAAAUUAUGCUGCGAUCUGUAAUGUUCCAGAGGACACUUAAUUUCAGUAGGAUGUUCUCUGUAUUCUGUUUAUGGCUCUCUAGAGAAAACUCUUAAAAAUCCUUUGUUGCCUUUGCCAAACUAUGUACCUGCAGCCAUACUGCUGUGGCAAUUCAGUACAAUUCUGUAUUCCUUCCUUUGCUGACAGUUAAAUGCUUCGUGUUGAUUCAAACCCACUUCUUUUAAUGUCCCUGCUGGCUUUGUUAAGAUUAGUUUGAAUGUGUUUUUUUUCUUGAAAGGUCUUGAGAUAAUUUUUUAUAGUGGCAGGUUUGUUCUGUCGAAGUAAGGAGAGCAGUUCAUGCUCAGAAUUAAAAGAUAUUUAUUCUCAUGUUAGCUGAAAACACUUGAGGUGUUUCAUGGCUAGCGUUGAUAAACAACUCAUUACAAACAAGUUGAACAGCAGUUCAGGACUUCUGCAGUUAUCGUUAGUCACAGUGCAAGUUCCUGUGCUGUUUUCUGGAAGCCUUUUCAGCGGUGCUUCUGUGACCACGUAGAAAAGUUUGGCUGGCACUUCAGUGUGCUUGACCAGUGUGGGUUGGCAAGGUGCAGGACGCCGUCUGCCAAGUCUGUAUCCCUGCUGACCUACCACCAAGGUUGCGCCUGCCAGGACUGUCAUCCUUGACAGAGGAUCUUUGUCAGAAUUGCUGCUACUGAUCCACCAACUAUGAGGUAGUGUCUCUGAAUUCUGGGUCAGUGGAUGUCACAAACUGACAAAUUUAGAAUACUUCGCCAUUCAUUCAUUCUGUGCAAGGGGGGAAAAAAAGCUGGCUGAAUUACUAUUGUCAGUGUUCCCUCCAAAUCCUGUAGCUUUUGUGAACUUGUCACAGUCUUAAUGCAAUUCAGUUGGAAUGGAAGUGUAUACACACACAUACACAACUUUAUUUUUUCCCCGUCUUUUAAAGCUUUAUGAAAGCCUGUAGUCCCUGCUUUCAGGUUAUACCCUUUGUUGGCAAUUCACACAUUUGGUGGCAGUGUUUAGGAUUUUACUCUUUAAUGAAGAUCUUUAUAUGAGCAGCUGAAUUUUUGUAAAGCUUUGUCCAGCAUGUUAAUUUUUUCAUGAAUUUUAGGGCGUUUGGAAAGUAUAUGUCCAAUUUUUCCCACUUUUUUUUUUCCCAGAUGGAAUAUUGAGUCCAUUUUAAACAUUGUUUCUUGGCUUUGUCUACCGAUAGAAGCAUAACUUUUUGUUUUCACAUGUAGUGAAAUUUAGUCAUGUCCUUGUAUGUGAAUUUAAUUGAGAAAGGGAUGCCAGCUUGUAGUUAUCUGCUGUGGUUACAGUAGAUCCUGAAUAACCUUAAAAAUAUGAGGCAGAGCGAGGGCUGACUUUCAGAUGUGCUUCCUAUGAUAGAUGAUGACGUUUUUCAGCAUAACAGUUCUGUUGGAAAAUGCCAGUUAGCUGAAACAGGAGCGUGAGAGAGCAAAUGUUUCUGGUGAAAUACUUAGAAGAGGGAUUUUUGGUUCACAGAUUGAAUUUGUAGCUUUUGAGAACUACAAAGUUGUGUAAGUAGAGCAGUUUCAGACUCCAGGCCCAUGUGAGCAUAGGAUUUUUCUGUUCUAAAUGAAUGUGUUAAGAAAUAGCUAAUAACUUUUUUCAGGCUUGGGAAGGCUGUUUUUUUUCCUCCCUCUGACUCCCCCACUAUGUAUCACUCUUAAACUAUUUUUGUUGUGGUGCAAAAUGAGUUUUCAACUUUCUAUUCUUCGGUCAUGUUUUCUCCUGUGGUUUCCUUGGCAUCAUUUGGAAAUUGAGGUGCCUUUGAAAUGCAGUGGGGUUCUCGUGAGCUCUUUGUGAUUGAACCUCUUUUGUAAUACAGAUCAUUAUCACUUGAUCUAUUUUUUUUUUUUCCAGUUAGUUAUAAGAGGACUCUUAAGAAAAACCAGAAUCAUCCCUAUUGUUAUCUGAGCUGUAUGGCUUUUAUGAUAUCAGUUCUGCCAUGUACAGUACAUUCAUUACUUGCAUCUUGGGCUUGGCCUUGCCAUUUUUGUCUCUUUAAAGAGUGCUAGUUAAAUACUUCUCAGCUGACAAGAAUUACAUGCUUUGGGUUUUUUUUUAAGCUGUGCUAGAUGAUGUACAGAUGUGGAAAUGAAAAGAACAAGUACUGUGUGAGAAAGCCAUGUCUGAAGUUGUUAAUGCUUUUUUUUGUUUGGGGAGCCAGUCACAGUUAAUAAAAUUUUUGAAGAUACCACACAAUUCUUUUCUGUUCUUGUUUACAUGUAUUAUUAGUUAGAAUAUAUUGCCUUACAAGGCACGUUUAAAGCAAAGAAGUCUUGUGCUAGUAUAAAAGCAGCAAUGUUUCAGUCAGCUGGAUGUCCCUUUAGGUAUACAAGUCCAGUUCUGAUGGAAAUACCACAAGUUCCUUAUUGGUAUCCUCCAUAAAAUCUCUUUUCUUCUUUUACUUACCCCAGGGGGAGGAGGGGAGAUGGAUUAAACAAAUCGUUGAUAAUAAGAUGUCACAGAGGGUAAUGAAAGGAAAAUAUUUUGUGUUCCAAAGCUGUGGUGAUGGUUGGAAAUUAUUGCCCAAGUUCUUAAGUGUGACCUGAGGAUUAAUUUUAACCUUAAUAUGCAGGGAAAAAAAAUGUGGAGCUAACAUUUAUUGUGUGCUUGUUCUCAAUAAAAGACUAACUUAAUGCCAUUGCGUUUAAAAGGCAAAAAAGGAUCCGACUGAAACCAGAUGGAAUGCACCAGGUUGGACUUCAGAGAGUUGUAAAAAUGUACUGAUGGCUGAGUGUAUUGUAAUAAGCUGUGAUACACUGUAAUUGAGUUUUUUGUGCUUUCUCUGUGAGCGUGUGGAGUGUUAGUAUGUGUAUGGAGUUAAAGUACUGAAGUAUAUCAAAUUUGAAGGGGUAAUUGGUUAAGCACAAAAACUCACUGCAAAACAGUUUGAGCUGGCAAGUCUGAAGCAAUUCUAAUAAACUACCAAUUGUGGGGCUGGUUAGAAGGACUGGUUUGUUUACAUUAUGAAAUUGAGUCUCCAAGCAGUUUCUAAUCAUGAGCAGUGAAGUUCAGGUUUCAGACUGAGUAUGAUGCUACAGGAAGCUUUCUUAAUUUGCAAGCAAGCAAAUUAGGCAGGAAAAGAAUAACAUUUGUGUAUUUGAAAUGCACGCUUAGUGUUGACAGUAGGAAAGGAGGAUAAUGUAGUAGUUAACCAAUUUAUGCUUCUUAUAGGGUGAUGAACUACGUGAUUAAUAGUACUUAAAAUUUAGAUCUUGCAGUAUUGGAGGCACAAUUGGAGGUAGUAGCGUAAGCAAUUGGAGGCAGCAGUCUAAGAGAUGCUCAGAAGAAUUACUAGUAUUUGUGAGUCGUGCUAUUAACUAGCUGUGUUUGUAGUUAGUUGGCUUGAUGAGGUAUUAAGAAAGGAUUCACACACCUAGUUCCCUUGCAUUUGCUCUGCUCUUUAGUAGGAAGUAUAAAUAACGUCUGCCCCAAAGUUUUGCUUGGAUGCAGCCCUUGUUUCCUUUUGUUUUCAUCCAUUAAAGCCACUGUGUGUCAUCUCAUGCAAUACGUUACUCUGCAACGUGGUUUUCAACGGAAAUUCUUUUGUACCUUGGUUAAAAUGUUACUCAGUAAAAGAAGGUAAUGUGUGCUCGGCCUUCUGCCUCUCAAGGAAAUUUAAGAAAGCUUUUCUACUUCCACCUAAGAAAGUUAUUGCCUGCUGAUUCCAGAGGUACAACAGUGUGAGAAAUUUAUGUGACCGUAUGAAUGGAAAUGUCAUUCUUUAAAGCAUAUUUUUCUGCUUUCAUAUCUUACUCUGUUGUGCUGCAAUCAUAGCUGAUAAUGCAUGUCUAAAACAGUGGGAGAAAUUGGUUGUAAAUGUAGAUGAUCUGGUGAAGCUGUUCCUUGUAAAUGUCAUGACUAUAUAGAAAUCUGUCAGUCAUUAGGUGCUGAGAUUACAUCAAGUGCAAGUAAAUGUUCUAAAUGUGUUUUUUGCACUUCAUGUAGAAAUUUUAAAACCCCUGAAGAGUUGAAGCUUCUACAUGAAAAUGUUUGAUUCCUGUGCAUAAGUGCCCAAACCCAUGCUUUGUGACCUUAAAUGGCUCCAAAGAAGGAAAGACUUUAAGACAACAAAUAAUUUAUGAAUCUUUUUAAUACUAUUCUGGUAUUAUUUAUUUAUUUUUUAAUAAAAAUUCAGUGUGUUUGUUCCAAAACAAACUUCUCAAAGGCCUGUGAUGAGAUGGAUUCGGUGUCGCUUCUGGAAGCCUGUCAGUAGUUUGCUGCUGGGUUUCUUUUUCCCCAAGCUGCUCUAGAGCAGGUAAAAAUGCACUUCAGCAGAGGAGUCUGGAAGGCAGUAUGGGUGGCCAGGGUGGAUUUGCUGCAGCCAUUCAUAUCAUUUACAGCUUCAGCACUAUCGUUUUUCAGUGUUUGUAUGUAGAAUCUUUUUUUUUUUUUUUGGUGAGGUUGAAAGAUUUGACCAAAUCCAUCACAGUGCUUCAGGAAUCCUUUGCUGCUGGGUUUUUGCUUUCCCUGAUAGGGGUUCUGACUAACGUAAAGUUUUGAGAACAGAUUUUUUUUUUCUUUAAUUAUUGUUUAUAGACACAAAGUCAUUUCUCAAAAUUCUCUUGACUUGCCCCACAAAUACCAGUUACUGUAGAGAAUUGCUUUAGUAGAGCUGUUCCAGCUUUCCUUGCUUCCAGUUAGCUUGUUUAUUCUAAGAGUAUAGUUGUGCGUAAAUGAUGUUGAAAUGAUAUACAACCAGUAAAAUUUCAUUCCUUGCUAUUGCAUGUGCUAUUACGUUUGAAAUACUAAAGGAAGGAAAAAUACACGUGAUCAUAGAACAUGGGGCAGUUGUAGUGGAAUAGAUUAGUUGCAAGAGGCAUUUAUUGAAAUCUCUUUGGAGCUUAACUUAACUGCAGGGUUUUCUAGUGCAUGUUCUGCCUCCGUGCUUACAAUUCUUUGAAAGCAUAGUUAGAAAACAGAAGUUUUUAAUUGUCAUCUUGUUGGCCUAAGAUUCUAGGUGGGUUCAUUUCCUUUGUAGGGGUGUGAGCAGCUGAAAUCUUACAGCUAUUGAAUAUACCCAAGGCUUGGAAGUAAGUUAAUUGUGACUAUAAACAGCUUUUACUUUUUAGAACACUAAACUUUUAUCCACAGUAGAAGAAUAAAUUUAGUCUGGUUUUGGCCAGGUUUAUCUCCCUUUAUGUAUUUCCUGUUACUCUCAAGGGUGAAAAGGUUCUCAUGUGCAACUGUCCUGGGGAGCUGAACCUACCUUGGAGAUUUGCCAUGUCCUUAUUUCUUCAGAAAGUCAGUGAAACAUAAUUGCUUUUUUCCUUUCAUUUUUGCAUUACCCUCUUCUAAGGGCCUGGUGAGACAUCAGACUUUUAAACUUCCCUUUGUUUUGAUUGUGUUUGUUGUUAUCGUCCAUUUAUUUCUGUAUUACUGAUAAGCUGAAAAAUCAAAAAAGUAAAGGGGGGGGGGAGGGUUGAGCUAUGAGUGCAAUAGGUGCAUCUUUUUUUCCUGUAAAAAGUUGGUUCUAAAAUUAUAAACCUGUACCCUUCAUUACAGCUGAGUGUCCUUAGGUCUGUUCCCCACUUCCCUCACAUUCUGCAGCAUAAAAUCUAGAAUGCUUCUACUUGGGACAGUAUAAAUGCUUUGUCUAGGGGUGUGUGCUGCAUCUUUUAUUGGAGCUGCUUACUAUGUCGUUUGGUGUGGGCUUGAGCUCUUGUCAUGUCAGUGCAAUGCCAAAGUACAGUAAGUGGCUGGAUUUAUAGAAAGCCAUUUUGUUCUUGUUAAUUUUGUAAAGGUACCCAUCCGCGUCUUUAAGUGUGUUUUUAAAUAUCUAAUUGCUUGGAAAAGCCUUGUCAGAAACUUAAUCAAAGGUGGGAAAAGAUACCCUUGAUUAACUGUAGGAAUCUAAGGGAGCCAGAGUAAAGGUCCAUAGAUCUUUGUUGUACCCCUUUUUCACUUAUGUGCACAUUUGGUGUUUCAGGGUACAUUAGGUGUUUUAAUUCACCGCACUUUAUCAAAAGUUGAGAGACAAUGUUGUUUAGCAGUCUCUGUAGCAAGAAAGGAAGCAUCUUUUGUUAUUGACAUCCUUUCUCUUAGCUCUGCUCUUGCUUUUUGCCAGCUGCUCAUUGUCUAUACUUGCUUAUUUAGUAUUCACAAGAGAUUUUACAAGUUCGUAUCAGUUCUUUGCCACAGGACAUCAUUUCCUCUUGUCAUCGUUACUCCUUGAUUUGGGAGGGGGGAUGGUGUGUGAAGGAUUUACAGGAGAGCUGAACUAAAUUGGAAGAGUUGAUUGUUAUUUUUGAUGUGAAGACUUCGUCACUGACGUCUAUAUGUUUAUUUGUCAGCGUCCAAGAAAUAAUACAGCUCAUCAGUGGCAAUAACUGCUUUUGGUAUACACUGACAUUUAUUUGAAAACAAGAACUAACAAAAAAAAACCAGGCAAAACCCAACAAAUCUUUUGAAGACGUGUGUCAAAUGACGUCAAUGGCCAGUUUGUUCUCCUUUACUAGCCCAGCUGUAAAGCGUCUGUUGGGCUGGAAACAAGGAGAUGAAGAGGAAAAAUGGGCAGAAAAAGCUGUCGAUGCUUUGGUUAAAAAGCUGAAAAAGAAAAAAGGUGCUAUGGAAGAACUGGAGAAAGCUUUGAGCAGUCCAGGACAGCCCAGCAAGUGUGUUACUAUCCCCCGUUCGUUAGAUGGACGACUUCAGGUUUCUCACAGAAAAGGCCUUCCCCAUGUAAUUUACUGUCGGGUCUGGCGUUGGCCUGAUCUACAAAGCCAUCAUGAGCUGAAGCCAUUGGAUAUUUGUGAAUUUCCUUUUGGAUCUAAACAGAAGGAAGUCUGCAUCAAUCCUUACCACUAUAAGAGGGUGGAGAGCCCAGUUCUACCUCCAGUGUUAGUGCCUAGACAUAGUGAAUUCAAUCCACAGCACAGUCUACUAGUUCAGUUCAGGAACCUAAGCCACAAUGAACCACAUAUGCCACAUAAUGCGACAUUUCCAGAUUCCUUCCAGCAACCCAACAGCACUCCAUUUUCCAUUUCGCCAAACAGUCCCUAUCCACCUUCUCCAGCCAGCAGCACUUACCCAAGCUCCCCAGCUAGCUCUGGACCAUCUAGUCCAUUUCAGCUACCUGCUGAUACUCCACCUCCUGCAUAUAUGCCCCCUGAUGAUCAAAUGGGGCAGGAUAACUCUCAGUCUAUGGACACAAGCAAUACAAUGAUCCCUCAAAUCAUGCCAAAUAUAUCUACCAGAGAUGUUCAGCCUGUUGCCUAUGAAGAACCCAAACACUGGUGUUCGAUUGUGUAUUACGAAUUAAAUAAUCGUGUUGGAGAGGCCUUUCAUGCAUCUUCCACAAGUGUCUUAGUAGAUGGGUUUACAGAUCCCUCCAAUAAUAAAAACAGGUUCUGCUUGGGUUUGCUCUCAAAUGUUAAUCGCAACUCAACAAUUGAGAACACUAGACGACAUAUUGGGAAAGGAGUUCAUCUCUACUAUGUUGGUGGGGAAGUCUAUGCUGAGUGUUUAAGUGACAGCAGCAUAUUUGUACAGAGCAGGAACUGCAACUACCACCAUGGCUUUCAUCCAACAACUGUAUGCAAGAUUCCUAGUGGAUGCAGCCUGAAAAUCUUUAACAAUCAGGAAUUUGCUCAGCUUUUAGCUCAGUCUGUCAACCAUGGAUUUGAAGCAGUGUAUGAGCUCACCAAAAUGUGCACCAUCCGAAUGAGUUUUGUAAAGGGGUGGGGAGCUGAAUAUCACCGACAAGAUGUCACAAGCACCCCAUGCUGGAUAGAAAUUCAUCUUCAUGGGCCUCUCCAGUGGCUGGAUAAAGUACUUACACAAAUGGGUUCUCCUCUUAAUCCCAUUUCAUCUGUUUCAUAGUGCUGAAAUUCCACCAUCAGCCUUAUUUUUAGUGAACUUAUUCUAAUUCUAGCGAAACUUCCAGCGUGGAUACUGUGAGCUAUAUGGAGAAUGGAUCUUAUGGUUUUACUUUCUUUUUUUGUUUUUUUAAAUCCCUUUGUGACCAAUUCCAUUGUGUAUAGCUGAGCAGUUUUACAUUUCAAUUUGUUCUUGUGAUGCUUAAGUGACAGUUGAGCCCUAAGGGAAAAAAAUAUAUAUCUAUUGGAAAAAUUCAGAACACUUUUCCCCUCCUUGGAGUAGAACUUAAACAGGCAUAUGUCUUAACUGGAAAUUACUUUUUGUCCUGUAGGGACAAGGAUGAUGAAGACUGACUUCAGAAAAUAAAUACAUAUCAUAGUUUGGUUUUUUUAAUCUUUAUAAAAACGUUUGAACAUGUGCAGCUCCAGCUUGCAAGCUGUAUUUUUAGUGUAGUUGCUUAACAAAUUAAGUUUGACAUCUGUCAUAAAGAAAAUUAGGCUUUAUUAUGGCUAAUUUGCCUAAUUGAACAAUGUGACUUUUUUAAAAUGUACACAUGAAAUAUACUUUUUACAAAUAUCGGAGUGGUGUAAAAACACUUUGUCUAUUGGAAAAUGCUGUCAUAAACACAUUGUAUAUGGAUGCAGAAUAGCAGUUCUUAGUCUUUUCCCACUUCAGUUUUGUACUAUUGCUUUUAACCACCAUUUUAAAUAGUAACUGAUACAAGGUAAACAUCUUGCACGUUUCUGGAGUAGUAAUUUUUGUUUUUCUUUUACUUACACUCAUGCCAUUUGGAUGUGGUUGCCAAGGCCUAUUUCUUUUUAGGUACCCUUCUCUAUUUUAACAUAAACACUAGUGUUUGUAAAUGGCAGUGCCUUGCUACUUUUUCGAAGGAGUAAGUUUUUUUUUUUUGGUGUUUUAGCUGUUUAUUUUGCCUGUCUGGAAUUGAUCUGUGUUAAGCCUUUUAAUCUCUCAGUAGACAUUAUGCAGUAUUAGUGAUUACACUGUAUUUAAUUCACUUUCAGUAUGAGUUUGAGUCUCUUUGAAGACUUCGAGUGGCUUAGCAAAUUAGUAAAUGAAUGCAGAAGCUCUUACUUCCAGAUCAUGUAAUUUAAUACAGGCCCGUUGUUAAUGACCAAAAGUAAUCACUUCUUUUGUAGACUAUGUGAAACAGUGACUUUUGAGCCUGUUCUUAGCAACAGGUGUUCAGUCAGAAUACUUGUAAUUGGCAGCUUUAUGGAAAUCAAGGACUGCAUUAAUAUGAAAUUUAUCUUUUUGUAAGGAGUUAUGUUGCCUCUGCUGUUGUAUUACUCAAACACUGUACUAAACACUAAAAGAAAUCAGCUAAGUAACAUAUGCAUAGUUUUCCCCUUUAAAAAAAAUAAUAACAAUGAUUGAAGGAACGUUCUAAGAGAAUUAGAAGUGAAUUAUACAAAAUCCAUUUGCAUGCAGAAAAAGACCUAUUAUUAUUAUUAUUUUUAACUCCUCCUUUUUCCUGAACACCUUUUCGGGACAGUGUGCAGUGUCCGGGGGAGAGACUGACAACUCUAAAAUGCAAACACUUGUUAAAAGAUGUGUUGCAGUUAACUACUGCAAUCCUGAGACAUUGAUUGCUUACACAAGUUCUUUUGUCUUCUAUUGAAUGACAGUUUCUGCUUAAAUGUGGAAAUCGUGCAUUAUAUGGUACCUAAGUAAGAGAUCAUCUUAAAGGAAAAAAAAAAAAAUUGUUUACGUGUCAUUAAAAUGUUUCUUAUGAAAUGCCUUAAAGGAAUAAAGAUAAACUGUAACACUUCUGCA
This is a messenger RNA of Gallus gallus (chicken), 11201 nucleotides long. RefSeq names its product SMAD family member 5 (gene SMAD5). Bases 8013 to 9410 code for a protein of 465 amino acids. Gene Ontology annotation, cellular component: heteromeric SMAD protein complex. Gene Ontology annotation, biological process: transforming growth factor beta receptor signaling pathway; regulation of transcription by RNA polymerase II; BMP signaling pathway. NCBI's taxonomy places the organism in Eukaryota, Metazoa, Chordata, Aves, Galliformes, Phasianidae. Gene Ontology annotation, molecular function: RNA polymerase II cis-regulatory region sequence-specific DNA binding; DNA-binding transcription factor activity, RNA polymerase II-specific; I-SMAD binding. The record is from RefSeq and is a predicted model, not a curated record. The transcript has 7 exons.